This is a messenger RNA of Ananas comosus (pineapple), 2035 nucleotides long. Its product is annotated as chaperone protein dnaJ 49. The record is from RefSeq and is a predicted model, not a curated record. NCBI's taxonomy places the organism in Eukaryota, Viridiplantae, Streptophyta, Magnoliopsida, Poales, Bromeliaceae. Gene Ontology annotation, cellular component: endoplasmic reticulum membrane. The transcript is spliced from 3 exons. Gene Ontology annotation, biological process: cellular response to misfolded protein. Gene Ontology annotation, molecular function: Hsp70 protein binding. The coding region runs from base 352 to 1413 and encodes 353 amino acids.
AGUGCAAAUAAAUUUUCUUAAAAAAGAAGUUUGGCGGUAGAUAGAGCUGUUGAGAAACUGGAUAGUUCAGGGUCUAUCCAGCAUAUAGUCGUCCUCGUUGUAUUCGUGCCGCCUCUCUCUCUCUCUUCAGUGAAUCCUCGAUCUUCCGACGCAUCAAUCUAGAGAUUUUAAUCCGCCUUUCUCCAAUCCAUUAAAAUCCGAUAUUUUUAUGCAAUCCGCGCUGAUUCAUGCACUUGUGGCCAGUUCAGUUGUAUAAUUCUGUGUAAUCGGUGUGAAUUGGGGUAGAGGCAGUACAAAUUGGUCUUAUUUCAAUUUUGGGGAUUUGGGGAUAUUUAAUUGCGUAGUUUGAUCAUGGAUAGUAACAAGGAUGAGGCCGAGAGAUGUUUGAAAAAAGCCGAAUCUGCUGUGGCGUCUGGAGAUAAACAAAGAGCAAUAAAAUUUAUUAGAAUCGCGCAGCGAUUAAACCCUAAUCUCCCAAUCGACGACCUUUUAGCUGCCUCCGAGAAGCUAGAUGGAUCUGAUUUCACUACAGCAGAUCAAGUUAUUGAAGAGACCAAAUCGUCGACGGAUUCGGGACCUUCUAAUGGGGAUCGGAGUUACACUGAGGAGCAUGUUAGAUUGAUCAGAGAAAUCAAGAGGAACAAGGACUAUUAUGCUAUUCUUGGGGUGGAGAAGAGUUGUUCGGCCGAGGAAAUUAGAAGGGCCUAUAGAAAACUAUCCCUUAAGGUUCAUCCCGACAAGAACACGGCUCCCGGUGCUGAAGAGGCAUUCAAAUCCGUGUGCAAAGCUUUCAAAUGCUUGAGCGAUGAGCAAUUAAGGCAGGAUUAUGAUCAAGUAGGUGUUGUUGAUGAUCAUGAGUAUGAACAGCAAGCUUGGAAUACAAUGAUGAGGAGAAGGCGGCGAAGGGCCACCAGAAAUGAAUUCUUCGAUGAAGAUUUUGAUGCUGAUGAGAUAUUCAGAUCCUUCUUCUAUGGUUCGCAAGGUGAUGUUUUCCACGCACAUAAUGUUUACAGGCCAAGAGGAAUGGGGGGGCAACGAAUGGAUCAUCAUAAUUUCGAUCCGGCAUCAGGGUUUGGUAUUAUAAGGCUAAUGCGGAUAGUGGUUAUCUUGAUUUUCUUCUUGUUUGCAUUCGUUCCAUUUUUCGAGCCAGAGUAUUCUUUGCAGAAGUCUUAUAACCAUCGGAUUCCAAAGGUCACGGAGAAGCACGGGGUUGAGUACUUUGUGAGGAAAGAAGAUUUCGAGCAGCGAUUUCCGCAGGGAAGUUCUGUUAGAGAUAAUCUCGAAAACCAUGUUUUGAGAGAUUAUAAGAGUAUUCUUGGGCGCUACUGCCAUUUCGAGAUGCAAAGGCGCCAGUGGGCCAAAAACUAUCCGACACCUCAUUGCGAUAAGCUGAGGAGUCUUGCGGCAGCAUGAAGUUGUUCAUGAGAUCUGGAAAGACCCGGCCGCUUCAACUUGGAAAUAGAAAAGAAGCUUUAAAGACAUUCAGUUCAGGUAAUGAAGAAUACAUGAUUCAAAUGAAGCCUAUGAUUAUUGGAAGAUUAUGGUUCGUGAUCUUUACUGACACUACAGCAAUACUACAUUAUUAUAUGGCAUUAAAUUCGGGUAAAGAGGCAUCGACUCGGGCAUAGUUGCCGCGAAGAACUACAUCGGCAAGUCAGUAUGUUUAUGGAGCUCUACCUUGUCCAAUUUUACGGUAAGAACCCUCACAGGCAUCAGUGGUGACCAAAAUUGAUCAGUGUGAGACAUGGCUUUUUUAGUUUCUUUUUAGGUUCAUUUAUAAGUUUAUAGCUUCCUAAGCUCUGUUUUCGUUUGACUUGCGCGGUACUUCUUAUAUCAUUGUAACAGGGUAAAUCACUGCUUAUUUCUUCGUAAGUUUGGAUUGACGUAAUUGUAAUUUGGCUGCUACCACUCACAAUGAUGCUAAGGGCAUCGGCUGCUCUUGCUUUACUUGAUUUACGGUUAGAGCGCAACUACGUCAAUCCAAACAAUUCUAAACUCUUGUGUAUUGUUAAGAUUUUUUUUUUUUUUUUUAUUU